CAGUGCUCAUAGAUAGUGUGAGUGUGUGAGUGAAAAAGAGCGGGAGUUGGAGAUUGAGAGGAUGGGUAAAGGAGCGUAAAGGGGUAACACACACAAUCGAGAGAGGGAGUGAAAGAGGGAGCAGAUUGAUAGAGAGAGAGAACUGUGAAAUCAGCCAACACUCCCAGACGCGAGGUUCUUGAUUACUGUCAAGCGCGCACACCAUUCGGAUAUCACUCCUGUGACAGCCAGGAUGAGUUCGUGCAGUAGCAGAGCGCUGACCAUCCUGUCCACGGUGUUUGGGGCGUGUGGUCUGCUGCUGGUGGGCGUGGCUGUGUCUACAGACUACUGGCUGUUGAUGGAGGAGGGCAUCGUGCUGCAGCAGAACCAGAGCAUGGAGGUCAAGAUGGCCCUGCACUCUGGCCUCUGGAGGGUCUGCUUUGUGGCUGGGACAGAGAAUGGAAGAUGUGUGGCGUCAGAGUAUUUCACUGAGCCAGAGAUAGAGAUCACUACAGAGAAUACUGCUAAUAUUCUGAAGAUGGUGCGGACGGCCACUCCGUUCCCCAUGGUGUCUCUGCUCUUCGUCUUCACGGCCUUUGUCAUCAGUAACAUCGGACACAUCCGGCCCCAGCGCACCAUCCUGGCCUUCGUCUCCGGGAUCUUCUUCAUCCUCUCAGGCCUGAGUCUGGUGGUGGGGCUGGUGCUCUACAUCUCCAGUAUUAAUGAUGAGGUGAUGAACAGACCGAGGGAGCCUGAACAGUUCUUCAACUACCACUACGGCUGGUCGUUUGCCUUCGCAGCCUCCUCCUUCCUACUCAAGGAGGGGGCUGGGGUGAUGUCAGUCUAUCUGUUUAUGAAACGUUAUGCUGAGGAGGAGAUGUACCGCCCCCACCCAGCCCUCUACCGCCCCCGUCUGUCUGAGUGCAGCGACUACAGCGGCCAGUUCCUCCACCCUGAGACCUGGCCUCCUCCUAAGAGGGGCCGCAGUGACUCCCGGGCCUCCAGCGACAUCUCCAUCCAGAUCAACCAGACCCCCCCGCAGCCCACCAAAAACCCCCUGCAGGGCAACCAAGGUGGGGGCAUGGGGUCCAACAUGGGCCCUGGGUCUGGGUCCUCCUCUGGAGCUAGCUACCAGCUGCCCCCACCGUCUGGGGCCUACAACACCCACACACUCCAACACCAACACUCACACGGAAACUCCCAGGCCAUGGCCAUGCCCCCUUCCACCGGCCCCCCUCAUUACCACACACACAUGCACAUGGACGCCUCCCCCUGUUAGAGAGAGGGAGCAAGGGACAGGGGUGCGCUGAUGGUGGCCUAUCACUCCCAUAGACACACACACAUUUAUGAUGAAAAACGAUAUACAGUAUAUAUAUAUAGAGAGUAAUGCUAUAGGGGGAGAUGGAGAGAGAUGGAGCGAGGUGGAGAUGGAGGGAGGUGGAGAUGGCGGUAGGGAGAUGCAGGCAGCUGGAGAUGGACAGAAAAGAGGGAGAAAGUAAGUGUGAAGAUCAAGAAAGAUGGAGUAAGUGUGAAAGGGGAGAAGGAUUCAGGGAUUAGAGUUAGCAUACAUUUGUUAUUAAAAGCUGAGAGAUGGGCAGAGAGAGAGAAAGGGGGUUCAGGAGAGGUGGAGGAGUUGUCAAUGAUGAGAGAUGAGGGGGGUGGAGAGAAAGUGACAGAGAAAAAAGUAUGUGAUUUCUUGAAAGACUUUAGAGGUUAGCAUCUGUGACAAAAGGGGCUGAGAGGGAGAAAGGAAUAGACAUUGAAAAUGAGAGAGACUGGAGAGAGAGGGAGAAAGGGAGAGACAGGGAGAAUGAGAGAGACAGGGAGAGAGGGAGAAAGGGAGAGAUAGGGAGAGACAGGGAGAAUGAGAGAGAGAGGGAGAGAGAGGGAUAAAGGGAGAGACAGGGAGAAUGAGAGAGACUGGGAGAGGGAGAGAGAGGGAGAAAGGGAGAGACAGGGAGAAUGAGAGAGACAGGGAGAGGGAGAGAGAGGGAGAAAGCGAGAGACAGGGAGAGAGGAAGAGACAGGGAGAGUGAGAGUGACAGGGAGAGAGUGGGAGAGAGAGGGAGAAAGGGAGAGACAGGGAGAAUGAGAGAGACUGGGGGAGGGAGAGAGAGGGAGAAAGGGAGAGACGGGGAGAAUGAGAGCGACUGUGAGAGGGAGAGAGAGGGAGAAAGGGAGAGACAGGGAGAGAGGGAGAGACAGGGAGAGAGGGAGAGACAGAGAUAAUGAGAGAGACAGGGAGAGAGGGGGAGAGAGAGGGAGAAAGGGAGAGACAGGGAGAGAGGGAGAGACAGAGAUAAUGAGAGAGACAGGGAGAGAGGGAGAGAGAGGGAGAAAGGGAGAGAGGGAGAGAGGGAGAGACAGAGAUAAUGAGAGAGACAGGGAGAGAGGGAGAGAUAGGGAGAAAGAGGGAGAAUGAGAGGCUGCAGCUAAACCUGAACCUACCGCAGUUCUGCGGAAACGAGGGAUUUGUAUUCACUUGAGAUGUACAACGCUAAACACGGUCUUUCACUCCUACACACUUAUAUGUGCAUAGGUUUAUACAUAUACUUAUCCAUGGUAAUGAUAAUAAUAAUAACGUGAGUUAAAAUAAUAAAACAAUAUUAGAAUAUCUGUAAGAAUAUAUUAAUGUUUUUUUAAAUGUUUGAAUACACAUUAACAUGAAUGUGACGAUGUUCUGAAAUCUAUAGGGGAGAAUUCUACUGUAUAUGUAGAUAUAAUAUUAUAUAUCUAGCUGAAGUGAAUAUGAAUAUGUGUAUGUGACCCGGGGAGUGAGUGGAAUGAUAUUUUAAAGAUAAUUAAUUUUGAUCUUGAUUAUGUACAUUUUAUUGCAAAUAUAUACAAUUAUUGUAUAUUGUUGAAUUGCUGUGAAUUGACACAGUGUGACAGAGUUAGAACUGAAAUCAACCAAAAAUGUUACCCUGACAUUGGAUUUAGGUGGGUGAAGAAAAUACAUAAUUCCCUUAUGUUAAUGACUUUUCUCAAAUCCAGUCAGUUUUCCACGUUGAGUCAACACCAUCACAUUAAAUUGUGUGGUUGAAAUGACGUGGAAACAACGUUGAUUCAACCAUUUUUUGCCCAGUGGGGUGUUUCAACAGUUUGGUACGAUGUGAAAGAACUCAACAGGAGAAAGCAAUAGCAUGGUAUACGUCCGUCAUAUAGUUUUUUCCUGUUCUAUAUCUCUAAGAACAGAUAGAG
This is a messenger RNA of Oncorhynchus keta (chum salmon), 3180 nucleotides long. Its product is annotated as voltage-dependent calcium channel gamma-7 subunit-like. The transcript has 6 exons. Gene Ontology annotation, biological process: calcium ion transport; neurotransmitter receptor internalization; regulation of AMPA receptor activity. The record is from RefSeq and is a predicted model, not a curated record. Lineage: Eukaryota; Metazoa; Chordata; Actinopteri; Salmoniformes; Salmonidae. Gene Ontology annotation, molecular function: channel regulator activity; voltage-gated calcium channel activity. Gene Ontology annotation, cellular component: AMPA glutamate receptor complex; postsynaptic density membrane. Bases 233 to 1258 code for a protein of 341 amino acids.